Cuscuta campestris is the source of this 1089-nucleotide messenger RNA. NCBI's taxonomy places the organism in Eukaryota, Viridiplantae, Streptophyta, Magnoliopsida, Solanales, Convolvulaceae. The record is from the annotation of a GenBank genome assembly.
CCUUACUCAUUUGACCUCCAACAAAGCAUCAAAUGAUUUUCAAUGCUUUUAAAUUUUUGAUAUGUCUUUAAGGACAUCAAUAUCUAACUCCGAGAGUUGGAAUUACAUCAUUCCAAUAUCUGGUUGUUAAGAUAUGGAUGUUCAAAGAUACCUCAAAAAUCUAGAGAUCAUCUACGCCAAUGAGGCUAUCUUGCAAGGGCCAACUCAACGGUGCUACAAGUGUUGUGGCUAUGGUCAUAUCUACUGGAUAUGCCCAAAUGAACAUGCUGUACCGUAUGAAGAAUGGGCCAAGAUUAAUGAAGAAGCUUCAUGUGCAAAAGUUUUGAUUGAAGAAACAAUUUGUGAAGAGGAAAAGAAAAGCUUCAACGACCAGCUUGUCAUUGUUGAAGACGUCUCUGAUUUUCAAGUCAAAGAUGAAAAUGACGUCUUCGUUAAAGAACCAGAUUCCGAGGUUGUGGUGGAGGAAACUACACUGGAUGUUAUAUAUUCUAAGGAAUUAAAUUCCAUAGAGUAUUAUCAUCCAAUUGGUGAAGAAGAAUCUUAUUUCAUCUUUGAAGGAUAUGUGAAGCAGGUCCAGAUUUGGUGCAGCAUCGCCCUCCUCACGGUACACGAUCCGGGAAAACUUGGUGUCCUUGAUGUAGCAAGUCUUCUUGACCGGCACCUAAGUGUCCCGAGCAAGGUCUAUUUUGCAAUGAGCAAGGAUAUGCAUGAUGGGGAUGGCAAAACGGAGAUGGGAAAAACGAGUGCCAUCACUAAGUGCAACGAUAAAGAAGUGAACCCAAUCAAAUUUGACAUUGUUCAACAGGACGUGAAACAAAUGAAUAUCGUCCUUGUUGACAACGCCAUGGUUCGAAUCACGGGGCAACAAAACAUAGGAGAAGAUGUAUUGUGGACGUGUUGAAUCAAAGUAAGAUUAAUGACCCUCGGGUUGCAAGAAAUUUCUAAACUUGAGGUCACGAUGAUCUAACCCGAAUUGUCACCAAAUUGCCUCAUCUUGGAAUGUUUCAUUUAAGUUUUCGGUAAUUUCACCUCGAUGAAGGCCAAACAGAGAAGUCAAACCGGCACCGUCAAUGAAAACGGUUUUGCCGU